Colletes gigas is the source of this 2631-nucleotide messenger RNA. RefSeq names its product inaD-like protein. NCBI's taxonomy places the organism in Eukaryota, Metazoa, Arthropoda, Insecta, Hymenoptera, Colletidae. The transcript has 5 exons. Gene Ontology annotation, molecular function: protein binding. Bases 205 to 2394 code for a protein of 729 amino acids. The record is from RefSeq and is a predicted model, not a curated record.
UCGGUCUAAACAGACGCUUUGAUCGUACUCUCCGGCGAUCGCAGUGGCUCUGUCGGGUUCUUCGAUCGUGAACAUUCCUCGUAACAGUGCAUCAUUCCCGGAAACGAAAACCGUAGCAGGAGGAUUACGCUAACAGAAACAAAAACCGAGGAUGAUUCAGUGGGAUCACUGUUAAAUGCGACGUUUUUUCUCGUGGACUCAGAAAUGCGUUGGUUUCGUGGCCACGCCGAGGCACCGAGACUCUUAAGCCUAAGUCCUCUUCAAGCCGAUGAAGACCUUGACGGAGCAUCUUACCACUUUCAUGCCGCGUCUCAGUACAGAGACAUGUCCCCGGUGCGAUGGGCACGCAGAAAAUCGUCGAGCUCCGAGUCAGAGAGGAACUGUUACAACGUGCAGACGUCGCAAGUGACGACCGAGCGGAGUCCCGCUAAGAAAGACAAGAAGAGGAUUCAGGAGGAGAGGCGACGGAUCGGUGAGAAACGGAACCCGAUCCUGGACCGGGUGAGGAACACCCGACUGAGCUUCUUCAAGGACAGAGACUCCGACGACGAGGACCAGGAGGAGGACGAGGACCCGGAUAAGCUACAGUUUCGAUCCAUGUGCGAGCUAAAUCGCGGUAUGACGAGGAACGAGUUCCGCAGAUCGGUCUGCGAGACCGACUUGAAGGAGAUCAUAGAGGAGGAGAAGACGCAGGCCAAGAGGAAACGACGCUCGAAGUCUCAGAGCCGUCUGCCACACCGGAAGCAGCAAGAGGAGCGUUUCUCCAUCCUGGGUUUCCGUCCAUCCCCCGAUCAGAGGUCCCCAGGGCCGCUGAAAAGGACCAUCGUCGAGGAAAACGCGAACCACUACUGCCGCAGAUGGCGCAAGAGCAAGGAGUUCGUUCAGAAUCACGGAAGAUCGAUCGAUCGCGAUCAGGAGGUGUCCACGGAUGAUCCAGCGUACAAAGACGGCGCGCAGUUCGACAGCAUAACGCCGUCCAGCUGUCUGGCCGCCAAGUUCCGGGCGAUGCAGGACAGGUACCUGAAGAGCUCUACCAGCAAGCUGAUCGCGAAGAUCUACAAGAAGGAGGGCAAGGACAGGGAAAAAAGAAGACUGAGGAGCUUCUCGUACGGGACGCUGCCAGGCCUAGAGGAGCUCCGCACGAAUCCUCUGUACGAGGAACAGGAUCAGGACGACAACGACUCCGGUAUCCUGGACAACGACUCCGCGACCAGCUCGCUUCUAGACGACAGAUGCAGCAGCAGCGCUUCCGGCUUGCUGACCGGCUUGAACGACGCGUCUUUGAAUUCACCGCCGCUGCUGCCACCGCGCAAGUCCUCCUCGUCCUCCAUCGUGGACGUGGAGAGAACUGCCAGGCUGUUCUCAAGCUUGGACGUCUAUUGCGGCAGAAACGAGGGCAGAGGUUGCAGGAGGAUCGAGGUCUGCCAGGCUGCUGAUAGAGAGGAGUCCAAGACGCCAGAGAGCAAGGAGUCGUUGAGCGCCAGGUUGCCAGUGAUCAGGAACAGGCCGUACACCACCGAGACGAUGGUCGUCAAGCUGCCCAGGGAGAGCUCCGAUCAGUGUUUGGGGAUUUUCAUCGCGAAAACCGCGGAAUCGAGCCCUGGCUACCUGGUGGCGCACGUGGUGCCUAAUGGACUCGCGGAUAAAGAGGGUACACUGAGGAUCGGUGACGAAAUUCUGAUCGUUAAUGGCAAGAGGCUGCGGGGACUGAGCAUGGCCGAGGCAAGGAAGAUCCUUGGGAGCGGAAGCGGGUCUGGGAACGUGGAUAUCGUCGUCUCCAGGUACUCUGCUCUGGAUCAGUCCCCCAAGAAGCUCACGGAGAGCAGCGUCGAUUACGAAAACGUGAACGUGGACAACGGGCAUGGGGUUAUCGUCGAGAAUUCGCCCAGAUCGCGUUUCACGAAGCAUCAGUCGAGGCAUCAUCGCGACAGGAAGAACGAGUGCAACAGGUCCAUGUCCUCCGACAAGUCUGGCGUUAAUAUGGACAACAGUAGCUCCCAGAGCGUUUCGAACUUUUGCACUCUGCCCAGGAGACCGAGGAGCACCGUCUCGACCUUUCUAACUGUCGUCUUUCAAAAGGGUCCUGGAAAGAAGUCGCUGGGAUUCACCAUUGUGGGCGGAAGCGACAGUCCUAAGGGAAGCAUCGGAAUCUUUAUAAAAUCGGUGUUGCCAGGAGGGCAAGCCGCGGAAGAUGGCCGCUUGCGCGCAGGCGACGAGAUUCUGGCAGUGAAUGGCCACGUCUGUCACGACUUGACUCACAGAAAGGCUGUUCAGCUUUUCCGCAAUAUCAAAACUGGACCAAUCGCCUUGCACCUUUGUCGACGCGUCAAAAACAAAGAACUGCAGGCAACCAAGGCCAAGUCGUGCGCAGACCUUUUACUCGUCGACGCAUAACAUUGUACAAGAUUUGUAAAAAGAAAAGAAGCGUCCCGUGACCUCUGUAAAAAAAUAAAUGCGGGGCCUCUGUACAUACUUGUAAAUUUUGUAAAGUAUUCUUGGUAAUAAAAUUAUUAUUUAAUAACUUUUCCAACGUGGUGUGAUUCGCCUGAUACCUUCGCAAAGCAGAUCCUCGAAAGCACCUUAAAAGUACGGUCCUCUUUAUUGUCCUCUAUAAUAAAAAAAUUCGCAAUA